Messenger RNA from Funneliformis mosseae, 376 nucleotides. NCBI's taxonomy places the organism in Eukaryota, Fungi, Glomeromycota, Glomeromycetes, Glomerales, Glomeraceae. The record is from the annotation of a GenBank genome assembly.
UGUGUUACAAAACACUUUGGUUGCCCAAAAUCUGCAACAAGCGAAUAGGAUCGCAUUUACUAAUACUCGAUGGCGCGUAGUGACGUUAAGUGGUCAAUUGAUUGACAAAUCUGGCACUAUGAGCGGCGGAGGUAACCAAGUGUUUAAAGAUGCUAUGAAUUCAAAAUUUUCUCCGGACAUAACAUCCGAGACAAUCGCGAAAUUGGAAAAGGUUCGUAGCCACUUUGAAAUGCAGUGGAAAGAAUUAAAUGAAAACGUUAGAUCUUUAGAACCUCAACUUCAAGGGAAAAAGGAUAAGAAGCGGAAAGUGGCUGAAGAGGCUCAUAAGACUCAUGAAGAACUUAAGACGCGUUUAGUGGCUGAAGAGAAGGCUUAG